Molecule: messenger RNA, 4853 nt
Organism: Zalophus californianus (California sea lion)
Lineage: Eukaryota; Metazoa; Chordata; Mammalia; Carnivora; Otariidae
Gene: ASB15
Product: ankyrin repeat and SOCS box containing 15
Exons: 11
Coding region: 191-1957 (588 amino acids)
Biological process (GO): intracellular signal transduction
Cellular component (GO): cytoplasm
Molecular function (GO): protein binding
Source: RefSeq, a predicted model, not a curated record
CAGAGGAACACAUUGGCUCCAAGCACUUCCUCUGGUUUAGGAAGGCAAGGCCCUGGAUAAGAAUGACAAGACAAUCAUUCCAAAAGGAGAAAUCCUGAUGAUUCUCUCUGGGACCUCCAGUAGAUGAACACAUCACUCUGAAACCGUAGCAGUUUCAAGAAACUGCUUCUUUCAAAAAUUCUAUCCAGUCAUGGAUACUAAUGAUGACCCCGAUGAAGACCAUCUUGCAAGUUAUGAUAUUCAGCUCAAUAUUCAAGAAUCCAUUGAAGCCAGCAAGUCUGUAUUUUAUUCUGAAAGAUUUGCACCGCUAAGCGAUCAAAACAGAAAACUUGUGGAAGCCAUAAAACAAGGUCACAUUCUUGCGCUCCAGGAAUAUGUAAAAUAUAAAUAUGCAUUGGAUGAAGCUGAUGAAAAAGGAUGGUUUCCAUUGCACGAAGCUGUCGUUCAACCCAUUCAACAAAUACUUGAAGUUGUUCUGGAUGCAUCCUACCAGACACUCUGGGAGUUCAAGACCUCUGAUGGAGAAACACCCUUGACUUUGGCAGUCAAAGCUGGUCUGGUGGAAAAUGUAAGAACUUUACUAGAAAAGGGAGUGUGGCCAAACACCAAAAAUGACAAAGGAGAGACACCGCUUCUGAUUGCUGUGAAAAAGGGCUCCUAUGACAUGGUGUUCACUCUGCUUAAACACAACACCAGCCUUGACCAGCCCUGCGUCAAGCGAUGGUCGGCAAUGCACGAAGCGGCCAAACAGGGCCGCAACGACAUCAUAGCCCUGCUGCUGACCCACGGAGGCAACGUGCACCUGAGAGACGGAUUUGGCGUCACACCGCUCGGUGUUGCUGCCGAGUACGGUCACUGCGAUGUGCUGGAACACCUCAUCCACAGAGGUGGUGAUGUGUUUGCUUUGGCGGAUGAUGGGGCGUCAGUGUUGUUCGAGGCAGCAGGAGGGGGCAAUCCCGACUGCAUUUCCCUCCUGCUGGAAUAUGGAGGAAGUGGAAAUGUACCCAACAGAGCAGGCCAUCUUCCAAUACACCGAGCUGCCUAUGAGGGACACUACCUUGCGCUGAAGUAUCUUAUCCCAGUAACAUCCAAAAAUGCAAUCCAGAAAAGUGGGCUAACACCAGUCCACUCCGCAGCAGAUGGACAAAACGUGCAGUGUCUCCAACUGCUCAUUGAAAAUGGCUUUGAUGUCAAUGCCCUGCUCGCGGACCACAUUUCUGGGAGCUAUGAUGACGAGCGGAAGACGGCGCUGUAUUUUGCGGUCUCUAACAAUGACAUCCAGUGCACAGAAGUCCUUCUGGCUGCAGGUGCAGACCCAAACCUAGACCCCCUCAACUGUCUGCUUGUGGCAGUGAGGGCCAAUAACCAUGAAAUUGUCCGGCUGCUUCUCUCCCACGGAGCAAACGUCAAUUGUUAUUUUAUGCACGUAAAUGACACGCGUUUCCCCAGUGCCAUUCAGUAUGCCCUAAAUGACGAGGUGAUGCUGCGCCUGUUGCUGAAUAAUGGCUACCAAGUGGAGAUGUGCUUUGAGUGCAUGCAUGGGAACAUCUUUGGAAAUUCAUUUGUGUGGUCAGAGAUAGAAGAAGAGGUACUACCGGGGUGGACAUCUUGUGUAAUAAAAGAUAACCCGUUCUGUGAGUUUAUUACAGUUCCUUGGAUGAAACACUUGGUAGGCAGCGUUAUUCGUGUGUUAAUCGAUUACAUGGAUUAUAUUCCUCUGUGCGCUAAGCUGAAGUCUGCAUUAGAAGUACAGAGAGAAUGGCCAGAAAUCCGUCAAAUACUAGAGAAUCCUUGCUCAUUAAAGCAUUUGUGUCGGUUAAAAAUUCGAAGGCUUAUGGGACUCCAGCGACUCUGUCAGCCAGCCUCAAUGAAGAAGCUCUCUCUACCACCAACCAUCCAAAGAUAUAUAUUAUUUAAAGAGUAUGAUCUCUAUGGACAAGAGCUAAAAUUGCCAUGAUUUAAAAGAUAAUAUUUUAAAUGUGAUUUAAAAAAUAUUUUAAAAUGGGGUUCAUUCAGAAUUUCUUGGAAUCAUUUUACAUCCUUAAGUGUAUUUAAAUCCAUUCACGAUUUUAUAACGAUCGUGUGUUCUUAUGGGGACACCAUAUUUUACAUCUUUAAAGACUUUACAUUGUGAUGUAAAGUAAAAAGAUUUACAUUUUUAAAGCUGGUCAGUAUUUUGUAUGUGAAUUUCUAAUAAUUAUCUUCACUUCCAACAAGUCUUCAAAUUAUCCAUCUCUCCUGUGUUUAUAAAACAAAGAACCACUUUCUCAAACCCCCAUCUCCAGCCAGUUGCUGGCUCUUUCCUUUCUUUUAUACCCACACUGAGCUCCUUCCAGCCUGCAGAUGCACACAUGGUCCCCGGGCUUGGGCUCCCUCCACCGCCUUUCUCAAGGUCUUUAAUAAUUGCCUUGUCGCUAAUUUCAGUGAGCAUUCUUAGUCCUUUCAGCUGAGUCCUGCGCAUCUGUCACUGCUGUCUGCUCCCUCCUUGAAAUGCUUUUCCCUUUGUUUUCAGGACACCUUGAUCUCUUGUCUCUCCUCUCACCUCCGCGACCAAGCGUUCUUGUCUCUGGCUUCUUUCUGUGUUGCUUAUCUCCUGCCAACCCAUUAGUAUGUCUUAAGCCCUGUUUUCUUCUUAUGCUAUGUUCUCUGGGAGAAAUGUCAUCCACGUCUAUGGUUUCAAUAACUAACUGUAUGCUAUUGGCUAGACAAUUUAUAUCAGAAGUUCAACUCUUUCUCUCGUCCUAUGUAAACAAGUGUUCUAAUGGACUGUUUUUUUCUAAAGAUUUUAUUUAUUUGAGACAGAGAGAGAGAGCACAAGCAGGGAGGAGAGUCACAGGGAGAGGGAGAAGCAGACUCUCCACUGAGCAAGGAGCCCAAUGAGGGGCUCCAUCCCAGGACCCUGAGAUCACAACCUGGGCCGAAGGCAGGUGCUUAACCGACUGAGCCACCCAGGCGCCCCUCUAAUGGACUUUUAAACACAAAGUCACCUUAAACUCAACAUGUCCCCAAAUGAACCCACUACCUUCCUCCACAAAAAGGCUCCUUUCCUGCAUUCUCUAGCUCACUAGUUAAGCCCAAUUAUGGUCAGUUCAGUUUCCUAAGAAAAAAGCUGGACGUCAGCUCUAACCAUCCCAUUUUUCUUACCCAGUACAGCAAAUCACCAAAUCCUAGUAAGUUUGUCUCUUGAAGACAUCUUCUUCCCCUCAGUCUUACUGAUUUGGCCCUAAUUCUACCUCUCUAUUAUCUUCUUUUUCCCAGGAUACUAUAGUGCUGCCUAACUGGCCUUCCUUCCUGUUGUCUUGCUCCAUCCAACACACAGUCUACCCACAACAUCCCAGAGUGAUCUUUUACAACUCGAAGUAGAGUGUGACUUCCCUGCUUAAAAUCAUUCCCGUUGCUCUUAGGACAAAGUCCAAAGUUCUUCCCGGCCCUUCCCUAUCCAAAUCGUCGCCUUCCUCCUUAGCUUUAUCUCUCGACUUCUCCGUUAUCCCUCUCCUUUAACCGUAUUAGACACCGGUUAGAAGUCUGUUCUUUGAACAGUGAUUCCCAGAUUUUCAGAUUUUAUACACCUGUAGUUUUUGUUUUGCUCAUUUCAAAAAUAGGGUCAUCUAUUUUUUAAAAAAUCUAUCAUCUACUAUCAUUGUCAUUUUAUAAAAGAGGGACCAUCUUAAUGCCAGAAAGCCAGUUGGUCUUAAACCCAGUAAUUAAAAUUGAGUGACUUUAGGUUUAAAAAGACUUACCACACUGUCUUCAUUUACCCAUUGAUGGGUGAAAAUUUCAUUCUGCCCCAACAAAUAUCUGAGGUCCUUUGGGAACCACUGUUGUAGAAAUAGACCAUGCUCUCUUAUACUUCGGGGUCUUUGCAUUUUUUUCUCUCUGUGCCUGGAAUCCUCUUUCAUCUCCUUCUUCCCCUGUCACCCCUUCUCCUCCAGGUCUCAGCUUAGAUGAUCCCUCCCAUGGGAGGGGAGGCCCCAGCACAGCACUUCUCAGGCUGAACCGGAACGCCCGUUCUCAUCCGCCUGCCCCACUAGACUAGAAGCUCUACGAGGGUGGGCUCUAUGUCUGUUGUUUUCCAGUGUUUUCUUAAAGCUGAACACAUUUCCUAGAGUACAAAGCUCAGUAAUUAUUUGUUGAAUAUAAAGAAUGAGUACAUUUUGUAUAAUACCCAAAAAUAAUCAGUGACCUCCUCACUAUCAUGGUAAAUUGAUAGUUCUGAAUCUGUGAAUUGGCUAUGUAACCUUAAUCGUUUUAAUUAUUUAGAUUUGGUUUUCUUAGAUUUUAAUAAUGUGUUUUUCUUAUAUUUAUUUUUAUCUUUAGAGUUACGGUAUUUUUCCAAUGGCUGAUUGGUUUGUGAAUUUUUCAAAUUGUAUUUAGCUUCAGUUAUCUCUAAAAGAUAAAUAAGCAUAAAAAAAAAAAACCCUGUGCAAUUAAAGCUAUAAUGUAAACUUACUGUGUUCCCUAGAGAUAUAUUUUUAUAUAAAUUGUAAUGUAUUGUAUUCAUAACCAUAAUGUUUUGUGUAUAGUAGUAUUGCAUGAUUCCUUUAUUGUUUUUUCCUAGUUGUGGCUAAAGACAUUGUUACCUAUAAGGAGCGCUCUAAGUAAAUAAAAACUAAUACUGGGGAUAUAAAUCUGCUAUCUGAAAUUUCAGAUAUUAAAUAAACCAAAGCACUGACACUUUCUUUAAUGUAGUUUUGUGUAGGUACAUUCAAGCUGCUUCAGAUAGUAAAUAAAGUCUACUACACUAAAGCUGUGACAUUUUUCUUUAAUGCGGUUUAUGUAAAUAUAUUCAUGAAACAUUUGAAUGUAAAGAUAGAAGCUCCUGGCAUAUGUUAGCGGUUUUGCAAGUGGGUCUU